Molecule: messenger RNA, 4422 nt
Organism: Canis lupus familiaris (dog)
Lineage: Eukaryota; Metazoa; Chordata; Mammalia; Carnivora; Canidae
Gene: TSHR
Product: thyroid stimulating hormone receptor
Biological process (GO): G protein-coupled receptor signaling pathway
Cellular component (GO): membrane
Molecular function (GO): thyroid-stimulating hormone receptor activity
Source: RefSeq, marked provisional
CAGGCGCAGAGGGGCCCAGACGACCGUGGAGGAUGAAGAAAUAGCCUUGGGACCCUUGGAAAAUGAGGCCGCCGCCCCUGCUGCACCUGGCGCUGCUUCUCGCCCUGCCCAGGAGCCUGGGGGGGAAGGGGUGUCCUUCUCCCCCCUGUGAGUGCCACCAGGAGGAUGACUUCAGAGUCACCUGCAAGGAUAUCCACCGCAUCCCCACCCUACCACCCAGCACGCAGACUCUGAAGUUUAUAGAGACUCAGCUGAAAACCAUUCCCAGUCGUGCAUUUUCAAAUCUGCCCAAUAUUUCCAGGAUCUACUUGUCAAUAGAUGCAACUCUGCAGCGGCUGGAAUCACAUUCCUUCUACAAUUUAAGUAAAAUGACUCACAUAGAGAUUCGGAAUACCAGAAGCUUAACAUCCAUAGACCCUGACGCCCUAAAAGAGCUCCCACUCCUGAAGUUCCUUGGCAUUUUCAACACUGGACUUGGAGUAUUCCCUGAUGUGACCAAAGUUUAUUCCACUGAUGUAUUCUUUAUACUUGAAAUCACAGACAACCCUUACAUGGCUUCCAUCCCUGCCAAUGCUUUCCAGGGGCUGUGCAAUGAAACCCUGACACUGAAACUAUACAACAAUGGCUUUACUUCAAUCCAAGGACAUGCUUUCAAUGGGACAAAACUGGAUGCUGUUUACCUGAACAAGAAUAAAUACCUGUCAGCUAUCGACAAAGAUGCAUUUGGAGGAGUGUACAGUGGACCAACCUUGCUGGAUGUCUCUUACACCAGUGUUACUGCCCUGCCAUCCAAAGGCCUGGAGCAUCUAAAGGAGCUGAUAGCAAGAAACACUUGGACUCUAAAGAAACUCCCACUUUCCUUGAGUUUCCUUCACCUUACACGGGCUGACCUUUCUUAUCCAAGCCACUGCUGUGCUUUUAAGAAUCAGAAGAAAAUCAGAGGAAUCCUUGAGUCCUUAAUGUGUAAUGAAAGCAGUAUUCGGAGCCUGCGCCAGAGAAAAUCUGUGAAUACUUUGAAUGGCCCCUUUGACCAGGAAUAUGAAGAGUAUCUGGGUGACAGCCAUGCUGGGUACAAGGACAACUCUCAGUUCCAGGAUACCGAUAGCAAUUCUCAUUAUUAUGUCUUCUUCGAAGAACAAGAAGAUGAGAUCCUCGGUUUUGGGCAGGAGCUUAAAAACCCACAGGAAGAGACCCUCCAGGCCUUUGAUAGCCAUUAUGACUACACUGUGUGUGGUGGCAAUGAAGACAUGGUGUGUACUCCUAAGUCAGAUGAGUUCAACCCCUGUGAAGACAUAAUGGGCUACAAGUUCCUGAGGAUUGUGGUGUGGUUUGUUAGUCUGCUGGCUCUCCUGGGCAAUGUCUUUGUCCUGAUCGUCCUCCUUACCAGUCACUACAAAUUGACUGUCCCACGCUUUCUCAUGUGCAACUUGGCCUUUGCAGAUUUCUGCAUGGGGAUGUAUCUGCUCCUCAUCGCCUCCGUAGACCUCUACACUCAUUCUGAGUACUACAACCAUGCCAUCGACUGGCAGACAGGCCCUGGGUGUAACACAGCUGGUUUCUUCACUGUCUUUGCCAGUGAAUUAUCAGUGUAUACACUGACAGUCAUCACCCUGGAGCGCUGGUAUGCCAUUACCUUCGCCAUGCGCCUGGACAGGAAGAUCCGCCUCAGGCAUGCAUAUGCCAUCAUGGUUGGGGGCUGGGUUUGCUGCUUCCUGCUCGCCCUGCUCCCUCUGGUGGGAAUAAGCAGCUAUGCCAAGGUCAGCAUCUGCCUGCCCAUGGACACUGAGACACCUCUUGCCCUGGCAUAUAUUAUCCUUGUUCUGUUGCUCAACAUAGUUGCCUUUAUCAUUGUCUGCUCCUGUUAUGUGAAGAUCUACAUCACAGUCCGAAAUCCCCAGUACAACCCGGGGGACAAAGACACCAAAAUUGCCAAAAGGAUGGCUGUAUUGAUCUUCACUGACUUCAUGUGCAUGGCCCCAAUCUCAUUCUACGCUCUGUCAGCACUUAUGAACAAGCCUCUCAUCACUGUUACCAACUCCAAAAUCUUGCUGGUUCUCUUCUAUCCACUUAACUCCUGUGCCAAUCCAUUUCUCUAUGCUAUUUUCACGAAAGCCUUCCAGAGGGAUGUAUUUAUCCUGCUCAGCAAGUUUGGCGUCUGUAAACGCCAGGCUCAGGCAUACCGGGGCCAGAGGGUUUCUCCAAAGAAUAGUGCUGGUAUUCAGAUCCAAAAGGUUACCCGGGACAUGAGGCAAAGUCUCCCCAACAUGCAGGAUGAGUAUGAACUGCUUGAAAACUCCCAUCUAACCCCAAAUAAGCAGGGCCAAAUCUCAAAAGAGUAUAACCAAACAGUUCUGUAAGCAGACCCUAUACUACUCGCAGUGGCAGGUGGACUUCUAAAAAUCUAGUUUCUUGAACACGUAUUCCAAAUUCAUUAUAUACACAAGACAGCUGACCUAACCCUUUGCAGGUGAUGUUUCAUGGGGCAAAUUUCAUCUCCAAAAAGGGGGUAGCACUACCACCUAAUCAUUACCUCCCAGAAGGAAGAGAGGCUACCAGCACUUCUGAACCCUGGUGAUAUCAAGAUAACUGACACUUUCUAGAAAACUUGUUUGAUGCUAACUGCUUUAACAACAUUGUAUAAGAUGUCCAACAGAUAUUAACUGAACCAGGUCAACACUGAGCUUCUCACUUUCAAAUAGCAUUUCAUAGUAAAGAUUCUGCAAAUGGCAAAUGCUAUUAACUGAGUUGGUGACCACAAGAUAGAAUUAGCCCCAUGUUGGCUUGGUCCACCUUCAUGUUCUUGGAUACAACCAAAGAGAAUGUGAAUUCCUCGAAACUGAAAAGUCCAGCAGGAUACAUGCAUGAAGCAGCUAUUAUGAGGUGGAAGGAGGGGAAAGGCUUAGCUUAGUUGUUAUUUCAGCCUCUGAAACUAUAUCAUCUCUUCACAAGGACCUACCUGAUGUGACCCAACUGUUAGGUGUUGCCCAGGGGGGGAAAAAAACUGGCAAGAUUUCAGCUUAUGUGGCUGAGCAAAGUAAGAAUUGUUCUUCUUGGCUAGUCUUAUAGCAUAAAAUACGUGAACCCUAGAAAUAUUUCUAAGUAGCAGCAAGUGGGAAUUAUGAGCAGGGCACACUAAAUCACACACUGAUUAAUAAAGCAGGGCCACAAGGUAACUGUUGGAGCUUGGGCAAAUCACUGGGCCACUUCUAAGUCUAGAAAUGAGAGAGCCUGAUUGCUUCUUCAGUUUCAAAACUCUAUGUAUAUCCCUUCCCCUUAAAAUAUGUUUCCAUGACAAAAAAGAAAAGCACUAAAAAAGAAAAGAAAAGAAAAGAAAAGCACUAAGAAAGAAAAAUUUAUUUUUCCUAUCUUGUAGUGCAGCCACCUCUUUCUCUUUGGAGGCUGGAUAUAUGACCCAGGACAUUUCUUUCUUUUUUUUUUUUUUUUUUCAUUUUUGAUUAUAAUGUCUGAUCCAUGUUGGGCUGGAUCUAAAUCACUCAACUAAUUACUAGAUCUCUACAGCUACAAUUAUCAGGCCAAAAACAGACUCAUAUUCACAUAACAGAAUAAAAGGUGGUUUUGCAAAUUUUGGUUAUUCAGAGUUACUACUUCACUGUAUAGAUUAACUUGAAAACAUUUAACUUGUCCAGGGAUUGGAAGCUAUCAAACACUCAGGCAAAGCAACACUAAAGCUAUCAAGAGAAGUUUCUUCUCUCCAAAACUGCUAGCCUUUUCCAACCUGUUGAUCAUUGGACAUAAUCUCUAUUGCCCAAUAGUGUUCUCUUACUUAAAAUGGUUAGGAUCAAUCUUUUAAUAUAGACGUACUCUUCAGAUUACCUGUCAAAACAGUCCCUUAAUUUCCUCCCAAGCAGAGAUGGCAUUUGCUUCUCAAUGUUCAUGAAGCACACCAAGGAAUUAGAAGCAUUUGUUGUUUCAAGUCUGUGGAGUAGGGUUACUGGGCCCAAUGCCCCCCCCCCCACAGAGAUGGUCCCCCAACCCACCUAGGAUAUCCCAAUAGCAAUACCCAUUUCUGAUUAUCAUUGAGAUUGGACAUCUUAGUAGAAAUAUUAUACACACUCGAAAUCAUGACUUAUCCACCAGUUCACUUGUAACUAAUAACUAAACAGUUGUGUUAUCGUUUGGCAUGUGUUUCUCACCUGUGACAUUUUGAAAUAGUACAUCCUGAUAAUGUAUUUUAUCUUAAGUAGUUGAAAUAACACUUUGGAAACCGUCCUAGAAAAGUAACUUCAACACAAUUGUUACUAAAAUUUGCAUUCACAACAUGAAAUAAAUUUUCUUCCUAUGAAAUGAUUGUGCUGAGUCCUACAGUAUGGCAUUUUGUAAUUUGUGAGCUUCUUUUAAUGUUACCGUUAUAUGUGUUACAACUGAAGACAGGGAAAAAAAAACAACUGGCAAAUUUGCUAA